CCAAGUUCUGCAAACAUGAGAAGAAAGAGAACUCGAAGUACAGUUGUUGUUAUCACAGUAUCUGAAGAAAGAAGAUAUAUACUGUAGUAUAUGUCUUCAAACACAGCUGAUCCCCUUGAACUACUGCAGUAUGUUGAAAAGAGCUUGGUGGCUAGUCGUGCCAUCGUAACUCCGCGGGAAAUUGAAAAUGAAUACAGUUCGUUAUAUGUGCUUGCAGACAAAGAUCUGUCAAGGAUAUAUCGUUACCUAGACACUCUGCAGAGGAUUGAAGAGGAAUAUGGUUCAUUCCGUGUGUUCUCAGACAACUCUCAUCUCGUUGAAACUGCUGAGCGGAUUCAUCAGGAAGGCAUUAGUUCAUCCCAUGCCAACGAUUAUCCUUUUUUAGAGGGACCUCCUGAUGUUGCUAACACUAUGGAGCAACAACAACAACAACCCAGUGAAAUCCCACAUCGUGGGAUCUGGGGAGGGUAGAGUGUACGCAGACCUUACUCCUACCAAGGUAGGACGGCUGUUUCCGAAAGACCCUCGGCUCAAUAAAA
Messenger RNA from Lycium ferocissimum, 539 nucleotides. RefSeq lists its product as uncharacterized. The record is from RefSeq and is a predicted model, not a curated record. The transcript has a single exon. NCBI's taxonomy places the organism in Eukaryota, Viridiplantae, Streptophyta, Magnoliopsida, Solanales, Solanaceae. Bases 91 to 471 code for a protein of 126 amino acids.